AUAUUAGCAAUACAGUCAAUCAAUACCUGAAAUAGAUAUUAUAAAGUAAAAAUAACAUGGAUUUGUUUGCUAUGAGUUAUGAGGAACCUGUGAAAACGAAUGUGCGAGCACAUCAAUGUGGGACUACUAUUUUACUGGUCAUAAACUUCCUCCUAAUUCUUGGCUCUAUUAUUGUCUUGAUAUCCCCGCACUGGUGUGAAGGGUCCUACACAGAUGACACUGGCAGACAGCACUGCUUGUUCUACGGUCCGUAUGAGCAGUGUUUUACGGCAACUUGUAUCGCGAAAUUUGCCAUAGCAGAUACCAAGAAGUCUAUUGAUCUUUUCGACAGUGGCUGUAUCAAAAUUAAUAUUCAUGAUAUCGAGACAGCUGAGCCCAAGGACGGACACAUCAUCCAUUGUACAGAAAUAUUUGUAGGAAUUAACAUUGGUUUAUUGCUGUUAUCUGGUAUCUGUUAUCUGAUUGAUAUAAACAAAGAUCUUGUUAUCUUUAAACUGAUCACCGGAAUUUUCACUUCAGUCGGAGGUUGUCUGAUGCUAAUCUCACUGCCUCUCUUUGUGCUGACAACAGAUAUGGUUUACACCAAGAUACCAACCGAUGCUGAUACUUCCGCUAUAGUGAUGAAGACAGAGAUGGGCGUGUCAGUAUCUAUUGGAGUAGGAGUUGGUUUAAUGACUCUAGCAGUUGGCAUCUACAAUAUUGUCCGGGGAAGGAGGAUAUUCAGGAAGAAAACUGCUCAACAGAAGUUGGGAUUUGCGUUUGGAUCUGGUCUGUAACGUAGUGGAGGGUGGUGAAAAUAAGUUGACAACGAAAUGGGAAUUGUUUGAAGAUUUAGUAUUCGGGACCUUUUAUGGAUGGUAUUUGCGAUAAAGUUGGACCCAUUAUUUUCAUUUCUUCGGUUAAAGGUAUUUGAGUAUUACAAUAGGUUUAGAUUACUUCGUUACUGAGUGUUUUUUAAUCACUGAUAUAAUACCAGAGAAAACUUAAAGUGAGAUAAGAUUAAAGUCCGGUAACUUAUAAUAAAGCAUGUUAUUCCGGACAAA
Bolinopsis microptera is the source of this 1043-nucleotide messenger RNA. RefSeq lists its product as uncharacterized. Bases 57 to 776 code for a protein of 239 amino acids. The transcript is spliced from 8 exons. Lineage: Eukaryota; Metazoa; Ctenophora; Tentaculata; Lobata; Bolinopsidae. The record is from RefSeq and is a predicted model, not a curated record.